Humulus lupulus (European hop) is the source of this 2254-nucleotide messenger RNA. RefSeq names its product protein ACCELERATED CELL DEATH 6-like. Bases 318 to 2138 code for a protein of 606 amino acids. NCBI's taxonomy places the organism in Eukaryota, Viridiplantae, Streptophyta, Magnoliopsida, Rosales, Cannabaceae. Gene Ontology annotation, molecular function: protein phosphatase regulator activity; protein phosphatase 1 binding. The transcript has 4 exons. The record is from RefSeq and is a predicted model, not a curated record. Gene Ontology annotation, cellular component: plasma membrane.
GGAAUAUAAUAUUUACUUGGAUAUACAACUUGACUGACCUGAGUCCCUAGCCAAGCCAAAGGUCUUUAUCCCAGUAAUGUUCUGGGAUGCAGCAAUGCAAAAAUAUUUAAAGAAGACCUCAAGUCCUGAGCCAACUUUGGAAAUGUCUAAGUAACUAACUACUAAACUCAUGAAUCCUUUCCAUUCUCCACCACAUGCUUUGGAGAUAUUAAUUCAACAAACAAAGUUUCAUUCAGUUCAUCUUUUUCUAAGUUCACUUUCCCAAUUUAUCCAAACAAAAGGGUGUAAAAAGAUAGAUCAAAAGAACUUUGUUUCUAAUGGAUCGAGCAGUGUUCGAGGCUGCAGCAUCAGGAAACUUCAACUCUUUUCACCAGGGUCAUAGUGAACAGAAGAUUCUGGACUUAUUAACACCCGAAAGGAGCACCAUUCUCCAUGUUUCUGCUAGAUUCAAUAACAACAAGUUCACAGAACAAGUUCUCAACUUCUGUCCAAGGCUGCUCCUCGAAGAAAACACUGCUGGUGAAACUCCCCUUCAUACAGCAGCCAGAGUUGGGAACCAAGAGAUAGUUAAGCUCCUCAUAAGCAGUGCUGGUGAUGUUGAGAGAGAGCAAAUCGACCUGAGGAGACUGCUCAGAAUGAAAGAUUUGGCUAGGGAAGAUACUGCCUUGCACGUUGGGGUGAGAAAUGGUCACCUUGAGGUGGCCAAGUUGUUGAUUGAUGCAGACCAUGAGUUGCUUGAUGUGCUAAAUGGUGCUAAUGAGUCUCCCCUUUUUCUUGCUGUGGAAGGUGGUUUCCUUGCCAUUGCUAAUUACAUUAUGGAAAAGUGUGGGCUUUCUUCUCCACCCUCUUGCCGGGGCUCUAAUGGCAUGAAUGCUUUGCAUGCAGCUGUGAUUCGGACUCAUCAUGCUAGAUUUUUGGAACAUCACGUGCCAGAUUUAUCUCUCGAGAACUUGCGGCGCCUGAUGAGGAGCUUUCUUUUACACUUGAAAGAAUGUUUUGGAAGAUUACCCCAACAAACUGAAAUAGAGAUAAUAGGAGUACUACUAGAGAGGGAAGAAAGUCAAAAGACUGCUUUAAUAGAAGAACAAGACAACAUAAUCAAAUGGACUCCUCUCCAUUUUGCUGCAUGGUUGGGUCAUCUUGAAGCAACCAAACUUAUUCUUCACCAGAAUUGUAGUUCAGUUGCGUAUCUGAAGGACAAAGAAGGCAUGUCAGCUCUUCACAUAGCUGCCAAAGAAGGCCAUGUUCAAGUAAUGAAAGAAAUCAUUUUUCAUAAACCAGAGGCUUGUGAUUUGGUUGAUAACAGAGGCUGGACACCUCUUCACAUUGCUGUUUUCAGUGGAAAACUUAGUGUUGUCAAGUACAUUCUCAAUACACCCGCUCUCGAGUUCAUGCUAAACGAUGCGGAUAAGGAAGGCAACACUCCGUUGCAUUUAGCCGCCGGCUUACAAUAUAAAAGGAUUAUCAAUGCUCUAGUGAAUGAUUACAGAGUGGACAAGAGGGCUACGAAUCUCAAGUACCUUAAACCCAUUGAUAUAGUUCGAACUAAUGUAAAUAUAGGUGAAUUUUCCAGGUGUUGGUUUGUAAAGAAGUUGGAACAACAAGGUGGCCAAGAGAGUUUGCAAUCAAUCAUCUACAGAGUAGAACAAUGGAAUCUGUUGGUUAAUAGCGUUGACCCCCAUCAUCACCACCUCAUGGAAAAGGCCAUCAAAUCUGAUCGUUUGAAGAAAAUCUCAGACACCCAUUUGCUGGUAGCUGCUCUUAUUGCAACAGUGACAUUCACAGCAGCUUUUACUAUACCUGGAGGGUAUGAAAGCAAUGAUCGUACUGAUAAGGGAUUGGCAGUUUUGUCAGACAAGAUGUUUUUCAAAGUCUUUGUCGUCGCAGAUUCAGUGGCCUUUUAUUGCUCAGCGGCCUCAGUUCUGCUUCAGUUCUUCAGCUCAGUCGAGCAUAACUAUCAUCUUCUCCUGCGGUUUACUAGAAUUGCAGCCACUCUUACCUACAUUUCCAUCUUGGGAAUGGUUAUGGCUUUCACUUCAGGCUUGCGUGUAAUCAUGCCAGACUCCUCGAGUCUAGUGUACUAUACUCUCAUAAUGGGCGGUUGCUGUGUUUUUCUCUUUAUCAUAGGAUGUCUUUAGAUGAUUAAUUGUACAAAAUAUCCACAUCCCAAUUAUUUUUUCUCACACUUACUGUAUAUUUUACCACGACAUUGUCACAAUGGUCACAAAUCCAUUUUGGUGUGUCUUUUGGAGAU